Molecule: messenger RNA, 2275 nt
Organism: Phaedon cochleariae (mustard beetle)
Lineage: Eukaryota; Metazoa; Arthropoda; Insecta; Coleoptera; Chrysomelidae
Source: the annotation of a GenBank genome assembly
CAGAUUCAAAACGGAGUUCAAGAGGGAGGAUUCUGAGGAAAUUGACAACAGUGGAAAUGAAGACUCAGAUUUCGAUUUUAUGGAAAGAAAUGAGUCUGACGACUCUGCAGGCGGAGAACAGCACACGAAAUCCAGGAAAUCUAUUAAUAAGGGCCGAUGGAGCAAAGAGGAGGACACCAGGUUAAAACAGCUAGUGGAAGAAUUUAACGAGAAGUGGGAUUUAAUUGCUGAAAAUUUCCCGGAUAGAUCCGAUGUCCAAUGUCAGCAAAGGUGGACGAAAGUCGUCAACCCUGAACUGGUCAAGGGUCCCUGGACAAAAGAAGAGGAUGAAAAAGUGAUCGAACUAGUCAAUAAGUACGGUGCCAAAAAAUGGACGUUAAUCGCUCGCCAUUUGAAGGGCAGAAUCGGAAAACAAUGCAGGGAGAGGUGGCACAACCAUCUGAACCCGAAAAUUAAGAAAAGCGCCUGGACCGAACAAGAAGAUGAAAUCAUCUACCAAGCGCACCAAAUGCUGGGCAAUCAGUGGGCGAGGAUUGCCAAACUGCUGCCGGGUAGGACUGACAAUGCCAUUAAAAAUCAUUGGAAUUCGACGAUGCGGCGGAAAUAUGAGUCAGAGAGUCGAGAAAACGGAGAUUCGAGAAGAGGAAGGCAUAGGAAAAUCUCGCGGCAGAAUGAAAAUAGUCUGUACUCGCAAUUUGUUCAUCAACGAAGUCAGGGGUCUCAAGUCGAGACCAAUGAUAUGGUACAAAUCAAACAGGACAAUUCUUCAGUUUACACAGAGGAAUGGGCGGUAGAAAUGUACGACCAAGCCAGCAGCCAGUCGAGCACGGGAGGCUUCUCGAUAGGCGCUCCCACUCCCAGUCCGAGCCCCUUGCCGCCCACUCCUCGGCACGCGGGAGCCACUUUCGAACGGACGAACCCCUCGCCCUCCAGGGCUACGCAAAACAACAACGAAGUGGUGACCUUCAACUAUGCCUACACCAGUCAGCCGUCGCCGCCUUUGAAUGACGACGGGAUGGCCGAGUUCGACAUGGGCUUCUAUAAUUCGCCAGGAGUGAGCCCUUUGAAGACGAAUAAUAGACAAUUCAUAAAAGCCAGAGUGGUUCCCCCAAAUUACUCUCAAAACACGCAAGUACCUGUCGCGAACGCCCUGGGCAUGCUUCGAUCGUCCACCCCGCCGAUCCUCAGACGAGGCAAAUCGAGAAGAAGGCGAGACAGCGACGAUCAGAUAUCGGAAAACGUCGUCGUUCCCAGCACCAGUGCUGGCAGAACCGACGACAUGGACUUUUUGCUGGACGGGGCCAAACCGACGAUAUUCAGCCCGCUGAGGAACGGCGGUUCGCCGAUAAAGCAGCUGCCGUUCAGCCCUUCGCAGUUCCUCAACAGCCCCAACAUGUCGAACCUCACGUUCGACGUGACGCUUUCUUCCACCCCAAAGACCCAUGCUGGACUGAUAAUGACGCCUGUGAAGAAUAGAGUGAGACCAGACCGAGAUUAUAGCCCUCUGAGCACUCCCCAUGGCCUGUCUAUCAAAAACGAAGCCUCAGCUUCAUGUUCCACGGAGGUGUCAACGCCGAGUAGGCGCUUUAAUAGCGACACCCCUCGCACUCCCACUCCAUUCAAGAAGGCCCUGGCCGAUCUCGAGAAAAAGUCUGGACCAAUCACCCAUCUUCCCGACACGCCCUCUUCCAGGCUGGAAGAUAUCACGGAAAUAAUGAAAAAGGACCAGGACAGCUCUCAUUAUGAUACCGAUUCCAGUAUGGUGGUCACUAACGAUAGUGGAUAUAUGACUGGAAAGAGGAAAGGAAGUGGUUCUGGUGCUGAAAAAGAAAAUGUUCUUCCAAACAAGAAAGUUCGCAAAGCUCUCGCUCCAUCGUGGGCGGCUUCUUCCUCCCAAAUGAACACAUCAGACAUCUCCUUUGCCAUCGAGACCCCUAGUAAAUCGUUGGGUGAUGACACGUCAAUUUUGUUCUCUACCCCGUCGUCAAUAAUGAAAGAUUCAUUGGGAGUGACUGGAUUAAUGGAUCUGCCUCCGCAUUCUGGAUCCUCCAAGUGCCUGCUCCCAGCCAGUGCCUCAAAUCGAGUCCCCUCAGGCCUACGCAGCACCGCAGCCAAGCGGAUCAGCUUCGAAGACCCUAAGCCUAAAGCUCCAAAGCUUGACUACCUGUGGGUUACAGUAGCUUGUGGCCAAACCCAAGAUCAGUUGGAAUUGACUGAAAAAGCCCAUCGUUUUUUGAAAACCAAGAGUUUGAAGCCUCGUUCUAUUAAUUUCUAG